Messenger RNA from Macrosiphum euphorbiae (potato aphid), 516 nucleotides. Lineage: Eukaryota; Metazoa; Arthropoda; Insecta; Hemiptera; Aphididae. The record is from the annotation of a GenBank genome assembly.
AUGUUGGAUAAAUUAAUUAAUGAACUAGAAAAGAGGAAAGAAUCGUAUGACCACCUUCUCGAAAACUAUAAAUUCUUUUUUAAACUGACUACUUUGUCAGUUGCUGAUGUUUAUAUGUACGCUGCUAGACUACAAAAAGAAUAUCUCAAUGAUUUUAAACCGUCUUUUAUAAAUGAAUGCUUACAUUUUAGAGGCCAUUUAAAAAGUAUUGGCAGUGAUGCUCCAAAUACCAUACAAGAUAUGUGUGCAUUUAUAAGGCAAAAAAAUGUUGUAAAUAUUUAUCCUUAUAUUGAUAUUUCCUUGAGAAUGUUGCUAUGUACACCUAUUAGCAACUGUUCAACGGAAAGGUUAUUCUCAGCUCUGAAGAGAGUAAAAUCGUAUUUAAGAUCAUGUUCUAAAGAAAAUAGACUCAACAGUUUGGCAAUGAUGACCAUAGAAGCGGAUUUAACAUCGAAAAUUGAUUACAAUGGUGUAAUCGAAGAAUUUGCAACAUUAAAAUGCAGAAAAAAAUGUUAA